Messenger RNA from Micropterus dolomieu (smallmouth bass), 5255 nucleotides. RefSeq names its product islet cell autoantigen 1-like (gene ical1). The record is from RefSeq and is a predicted model, not a curated record. Bases 152 to 1882 code for a protein of 576 amino acids. The transcript is spliced from 15 exons. Gene Ontology annotation, molecular function: protein domain specific binding. Gene Ontology annotation, biological process: regulation of transport. Lineage: Eukaryota; Metazoa; Chordata; Actinopteri; Centrarchiformes; Centrarchidae. Gene Ontology annotation, cellular component: Golgi apparatus.
CCAAACGGCGGCGCAGCUACUUUGCAUAUCCUGUUACUCUGACUCAGAUGAUGACGGCCAUCGGGAGAGGAGGCUAGCCGAGCUGCGCUGCAUAGAUGCUCGGGCUGCUGAACAAAACUACAAGCAAGAUCAGAAAAAAGGCUGAUACUCAAUGAUGGAUGGCUUUGCAGGGGACAUGCUGAGCGGCGGCCGGGCUCUGCUCGGCGAGGACAGCUCGGUGAUGGCUCGCAUGCAGAAGAAGUUCUGGAAGACCAAACAGGUCCUCAUCAAAGCCACGGGCAAGAAGGAGGACGAGUACGUUGUGGCCUCUGAUGCUGACCUGGAUGCCAAGCUUGAGUUUUUCCGCUCGGUUCAGUCCACGUGCACGGAGCUGCUGAAGGUGAUCGAGAAGUACCAGCACAGGAUCACACGCUUGUCUCAGGAGGAGAACGAGCUCGGCCUGUUCCUACGCUUCCAGGCUGAACACGAUCGCACAAAGGCUGGCAACAUGAUGGACGCCACCAGCAAGGCCCUGUGCACCUCCGCCAAGCAGAGGAUGGCACUUUGCCCGCCACUGCACCGCUUGUACCAGGAGGUGGAGACGUUCAGGCGGCGCGCCAUCACCGACACUCUACUGACAGUCAGUCGUAUGGAGAAGGCCCGCACAGAGUACAGAGGAGCUCUGCUCUGGAUGAAAGACGUCUCCCAAGAGCUGGACCCAGACACCUACAAACAGCUGGAAAAGUUCCGCAAGGUCCAAGCCCAGGUCCGAGGGACAAAGGGCCAGUUUGAGAAGCUGAAGAACGACGUGUGUCAGAAGGUUGACAUGCUGGGAGCGAGCCGCUGCAACAUGCUCUCCCACUCCCUCUGUACCUACCAGACCACUCUGUUGCAGUUCUGGGAGAAGACGGCCCACGCCAUGUCGGGAAUCCACGAGGCCUUCCAAGGACAUGUACCAUACCAGUUCACCACACUGAAGGACCUGCGAGACCCGCUGGAGCAAAUAACAGACACACAGGAACAAGAAGAUAAGAAGGAGAAGGCUCUACAGAGCAACACAGACAGUCUGGUGUCCUUGGAUGAGGACAAGCCAUCAGGAAGUGCCUCUGACACAGACCCCACCCACAGCAGUGAUGGACAGAGGCAGACCAGUGACAGCGUGCACCAAAACACAACCAUACCCACUCGAACCCUGCACAGCCUCAGAGGACUGUCAGCGUGCUCUGAUGACGACCUGAUGCUCAUGGCCUGUGAUCGGCCACAGUCACCGCUCCCAACCUCGACAAACAUCCCUCUCCAGCCUCAGCUCCUGCCUCCUCUUCAGGGUGGCGACCCGAAUGUGUCCUGGGGCUUUGGAAGCCUCCAGUCCAACCUCUCACAGCUGCCUGCCACGGAUGGGUGUCUGCUCUCAGAUGGUUCACCCCACCCGGCUGAGACGGGGCUGGAGGAGGAAGAUGGCGAACGGGGCGACAUGGCUUUCCUCAAAGACCUUCUCAGCCCGGGCCCGGGGGCCAGUGACGAGUUCAGCAGAGAGUGGCAGGAUGCUUUCGGGCUUUUUGACCCUCCCAGCGUCCCUCCGUCGAGCACAGGAGCAGCAAGUAGAGGCCCAGCGGCACGUCCACCCUCAAACCCGCCCAGCCCCACAGGCUUCCUGCCCUCCCAGCUGCUGGAUCACAGUCUGAGCUCUACAGGCUGGUCAACCCCACCCAUGUUCCAAGCUCCGCCCCUGCAGCCUCCUCCUGGUCAGAACCAGUCAGCUCAGCUGGCUCCAAGUUCUGCAGCUCAUGCAACUCCAAGUGGAUCCAAAGACAUGUCUGCCUGGUUCAACCUGUUCGCAGACCUGGACCCCCUCUCCAACCCCGACGCCAUCGGACGCUCCGCAGACGAGCUGCUCAACGCCUAAAGGUGUGUGUGAAGAAGAACACACAUUAACAGUGAAAAACACAGACCUUGAUGCACACACGCGCGCCUGUAUUUCUGUUAGCAGGAGAGGUGUCUACAUAUCCACACAUGCAAACACACUCAUUGUGUUACACUGGUUAUGUUAUUUUACACUUUCAGUCCAGAUAACGGUUAAACGCUCUCCUCAGCUGCAACUUUAUAAAUGACUGUUAACACUACACGUGAAGCCACUGAAUCGUAUGCACACAGCAGACCUCAUGGGGUUUGUGUUACCUUUCGCUAUUAGUUGUUCCAGCUUCUGUUAAGCGGAGAGAAUGUUUGAGUUACAGGUUUAUUUUGGACGCCGUCGCAUGUUUUUCCCUGUGUGCUGUUCAUGUUUGUGUUGUUUGGGUGUGUGUCAGUUUGCUGUGUGUACACAUCACAAGGGACCCAGGGUGUAAAAUAAAUUGAGUGCUUAGUGUCUAUUUACUACUUAAUGUUGUUUUAUACAUGGUAGCACAUGAUUGUCACUUGGGCUGAACAAUUAAUGGAAAUCUUCAAAUCGCAGGAGGCGCAAUCUUUGUUAAAGGUCUAAACAUCAUGUUCUACAGACUUACGAAAACAUAUUUGUUUGCUACAGGUCCCUUCAAAAAUUGCACCAUAAUCAUUUAAACAUGUUUUCCAAUGAAAAUGACAAUAAUGAUGUAAAAAGUAUAAUUUUCUUCAGUAUCGCAAAUCAUAUCGCAGUUGCAGUAUCAGUCAAAAUAAUCGAGUCGUACAUCCCAGUUGUCACAUAUGAAUGGAGAGAGAGAGAGAGAGAGAGAGAGAGAGAGAGAGAGUGUGUGUGUGUGUAUAUAUGUUGGACAUAGUGUUGUAUGUAUGAGAUAAGACUGAGUCACUGAGCCUGUAUUUGCACACACAAACAGCAGCAGCAGUUGUCUGUAUCACAAAGCAAGAUUAGUGGGUUAUCCAGCUAUCUUUGGACUUUACACAGGUUUUCUGGUUUCACAAUGCUGACUCACUUUUAGCUGGAGUGGAUCGCCAUGUUAACCUAUGCUGGACAACUAAUCUUGGCCGUUUCCUAAAAGCCUCAUAAACUGGAGCGGGUUUAGUAAAGAGGAAUGGAUUAAAAACAGCUUGAUUUGUCGCCACUGAGUUCACUGGAGAAAUAUUAAUCGUUCAUAGAGAAUCCUGUCAUGCACAUAAGUACUGAGUUCAGAUAAAAGUAAUAAGGAACAACAGAGAUUUUAGUUCUGCAGCUCAGGAUAACAUUUUGAGUGUUAAAUCUUUUUAGACUCAACGAGGAAAUCAUUGUAAUUAAUUUGUUAUGUCAUUUUUUAUUAUAAAACAUGGUAAAAGCUCUUUUGGGCUGUACUUGAGCUAAAUGUUAACAUCAGUUAUCAACUAACUCUCUAAAUGUAGAAUGUUAGCAUGCUGACAUUUACUAAUAACCACUAAACACGAAGAACAGUUAUCACAUUUCAUCCUGAGAUGAACGUCUGAACCAUAUGUCAUGGUAGGUCCAUGCAGUAGUUGUCGAGACAUUUCACUUAAACCCACAAAUGGCUAACUGAUGCUGGGGAUAGAGGAAAAGUGAGGGGAUCUUCAAAGCCAGUAGGAUUCUUCCUGAGGGGGCCGUGCAUGUGUGAACCGCAUGUCAUGGUGGGUCCAUGCAUUGUUGAAAUAUUUGAAUCUGGACCAAAGUGGGGGAGUUUUUCGCUCGGACCAUGGGCAUCUUUCCGCUCUGCUUUGGCAGCAGGAACAGCCCUUACACACCAAAAUGUCACUAUGCAAAGUAAAUGGAUUAUCUUGGGAUAAUAAUGCAUUCCCUGAUAUUUUUUAAAUUUAUUGUCUUGCUUUUAUUAUUUGGAAUUUAUUCCUAAAGUAUCUUAUCUAGAUGUGUGAUUUUAUUACCUGCGGGUAUCACCACCUAAUCUCAUGUCCUAUAAGUGCUGCACUCAUUGUUCUGAUGUUCAUUGCAAUUAAGAACUUCACCUCUUGAAUGUGCUUGUAGCUUGAUAGUAAAAACCCAGGGUUAAUAGAGGCAGCUGGUGAACAGCUUCAGGAUACCAGUUAUCCAGGAUCACUGACGUUUGGCUCGGUGAAGCCGGGUAACCCAAGCUUACUUGCUUUGUGAUGCGAACCAAACUCUGGAUCUUUAAGACUCCACCAAUUUGAUAAAUGUGACUCUUUUGUUGAUUGAAAUUCUCAGUUUUCUGUUAGUUUCAGUCUAAUGGUCUAAAAGUGAACUGUGAACCGUCUCUGGAGAGGACUGAUGGUGUCGUUUUGACUGAACUGGAGUUCACAGGCCCAGUGGGGCAAUAUAUUUUGUUAAAACUUCAUGUUUAUCCUCUCACCUUCAGCCCAGAUUCUACUCGCUCUGAAUUUAGUGUGGGUAAAAAUAGAAUGCGUUUGAAAUCCUCAUCAGUCCAGUCUGUCGUUUGAAUUUCACAAUUACAAGUCCAAGGCCAAGAAAAACUUUUAUUUUGAAGUUUUAAAGUAGGACACAUGAAUUUGCUUAUUUUUGGGCGGGUGGGUUAUUUAAGUUCUAAAAAUCUGCAAAUAAUGGCACCUAAGCUGCAUCAAAAUGUAUUUAUUUUCAGAUGAUAUCGCUGUUUGCAAAAUCAAACGUUUUUGUUGUGCUGUACACUGAAAAAAAUAACACUGUAUAAUACUGUCUAUUUUUAGCUCUGUGUUGUGUAUUUUGAGAAUUCACAGAUUUUGGAAAUAUAUUAUUGUUUUAUGGGGAAAUAAUCAACACUGGAAAACUGUUACCAUGUUGUAAAAUGUAUUUCUAACUUAAUCUGCUGUGGAUUUAAUUUCCACUGAACUACCAAGACUGACAUUUUUGAAUGUUUACAUGUUGGUUUAGUGAACAGCUGCAAAACGAGGAUGUAGAGUUUCUAAAAAUGUACGUUCUGGAUAACACACCUGAGUUGUUGACGCGCACCAACUGGAACCAAAUCCUCAGUUAUGACACUUGUGUGCCUGUGUAAGUGGCACAAAUGUGAUCAGAGUGUAUCGUGGGAGGAAGUCAUCAUGUCUGAAGAAAAACACUUUUUUAUAAAAACUGCACAUUAGUAUCUCUGCUAUUUUUUUUUUCUACGACACAGCAUGUCAUUUUAUUUUUUUCUUCUUGUUUCUAAUGUGACACAUGGAAGGAACUCUUAUCCUCCUUUCCAAGCGGAGUGGUCACAAGGGGAAACUACAUCAUGUAUUAUACUGUUUACUCUUGAUUUACACACUUUUAAAAAAAAAAAGAAAAAAAGAAUGUAUUUCUCAAGUCAAUCACAAAUGCUUUAUUUAAUUCAACUAUGCCUUUUUAUUUCACUCAAGGGGUUUAACAGAUGAAAACUUGGCAGUUCUGUUUCCAAUAAACUGGACAAGCAAACAAA